This is a messenger RNA of Pelobates cultripes (western spadefoot toad), 915 nucleotides long. NCBI's taxonomy places the organism in Eukaryota, Metazoa, Chordata, Amphibia, Anura, Pelobatidae. The record is from the annotation of a GenBank genome assembly.
AUGGCUACCAAGUCAUCAGGAAAAGCUGCCAUCAAGAAAGCAGCAAAGCAGGAUCAACAAACAGAAAAAAGUAAAAACCCCUCAAGUUUCUUUUCACCUGGACAAAAAUCUAAUGUAGAAAAAAAUCUUGAAAGCUCAAUUAUGUAUUCAUCAAAAAGUGAAGAUUUUAAUCAAAGUCCUUCCAGUCAAACAGAAAAUUAUAUUACAACAGAUUUUCUAAAACACUGUUUAGAAGAACAAUUGGUGGCAAUAACUGCUGAAUUUAAUAAAAACACAGCAGAAACAAAAAAACAGUUUCUGGAAAUAUUGGAAAAACUAAAGCAAAGUGAAGAAAAAAUCACAGCUUUAGAAUACGAAAGCAGAGCAAACAAAGAACAAAAUGAGCAGCUGUAUAAUCAAAUGAGACAAAUAGAAGGAAAACUAGGAGAUUUGGAAGAUCGUUUAAGAAGAAACAACCUAAGAAUAAGAAAUGUUCCAGAAGCAAUUACACAAGAUAAAAUACCUGAGUAUUUGGAUACUUUAUGGGCAACACUCAAAAUAGAAGUGUCAAUUCUAAAUACCAAAAUGGAACAAUACCAUCGUUUAAGCAAACCUAGUUCGGUUUCUCAACACCUACCGAGAGAUAUAAUAAUUAAUUUGCAGUCCCAUCAAUUUAAGGAAGCUAUACUAUAUGCAGCUCGAACAAAUCAGUCUAAUACAGAAAAGCUUGGCGAUAUUAAGAUUUUUCAAGAUUUUUCUUUCUACACCAGACAACAAAGAAAGAAAUUUAUGACGGUUACUGGUUCACUAAGAAGACUAAAUAUAAAAUAUUCAUGGAUCUACCCCAGUAAAAUAAAGAUAAUUACAGACGGAAGACGUGAGAUAUUCACGACCCCAUCUCAGAUUGAAGAAUGGUUAAGGAAGAAAGAGAAAUGA